GGUGGUAUCGACACUCGGGUCCACGGUUUCGAGGUUCUGGGUCCGAAGCCGACGUUCUGGCCGGUGUUCAAGGAGCAGCUGUGCUGUAGAACUUACCUGUUCUACAGCACCAAGGCCCACACCUGGUGUCAAGAGGUGAUGGAGGACAAGACGCAGCUGCUGCAGCUCUUCAACAAACUGAACAGCGCUCUGAGACACGAGCAGAUGUUUGCUGAUCGUUUCCUGCCGGACCCCGAGGCUUCUGAAGCUCUGGGUCGGACCUGCUGGGAGGCUCUGAUCACUCCCAUCGUCCACAGCAUCACACUGUCAGAAUCCUCAGCGUCCAGCCCCUUGUCCUGGCUGCUCAGUGAGUACCUGGGUAACGCCGAGUCCACCCGGCGCUGUAAAAGCCGGGCGGCCAUCUUUAACUCCAGAGUGAGGCGCCUCACACACCUGCUGGUCCACGUGGACACCAGUCGGCUGGACGGGGAGGAGCUCAAACCGCCGGUCAAAUCAAAAGGUAUCAACCGAAGCAAAGAGCUGAAGAACGGUAAAGAGGGUAAGAAUAAAGAAACGUCGGCCUCCUCUUCCUCCUCCUCGUCCUCCUCAGCUAGGCCCAGAGUGAAGAGCAGCAGCAGCAGCAUCGCGGGCAUCGCUCUCUGCUGGCAGGGAGUGGUACAGCGCCAGGUGAAGAGGUUUCUGGAGUCCAGCUGCAGUCUGCCGGACUUUGUGGAGCGGUACCGGACUCUGUACCUCCGGCUGAAGAACGCCAUGGAGGAGCUGUUCGGUCAGCAGACCGCAUUCGUCCUCGCUCUCAGACACGGAUUCUCCUCCGCCCUGCUGCAGCUGUCCAUCCUCAGAGCCAUGCACGUGAGUGAGCGUUUCUCUCAGUACAUCGACGUCACCAUCCAGGUGAGCGGCUCUUCUUCCGGCAGCGUGGAGACUCUGGAGCGUCUGCAGCAGUUCUUGGAGCCGAUGCUCUUCCUGUCGGGUCUGGAGCUCGCCAACACCUUCGAGCACUUCUACAGGUACUACCUGGGCGACCGGCUGCUGGCUCAGGGGAACUUGUGGCUGGAGAGCGCCGUCAUCGAUCAGAUCGGCAGCUGCUUCCCGAGUCGGUUCCCUCAGCAGAUGUUGAAGAACCUGAGUGAGUCGGCGGAGCUGCAGCAGGAGUUCCACCUGUAUCGCCUGCAGCAGCUGGAUCGAUGCCUGCAGGAGCACGACCAGAUGAUGGAGGAGGAGUGGGCGGAGUCAGAGGAGGAGGUGGAGGUCCAGGUUCUGGUUCUGUCUCCACGCUGCUGGGCCGUGUCCUCGCUCUGCUUCCUGGACGAACCCACAAAACAGUUUCCAGACGAACUCUGCUCCUACCUGAACCAGUUCACCCAGUUCUACACUCACAGUCAGUCCAUGUUCGGCCUCAGUCACUGGAAGCCUCGCCGUCUCCAGUGGACUUGGCUCGGUCACGCUGAGCUUCAGUUUGGCUGCUGGAAGCUUCACGUCUCCACUCUGCAGAUGUUCAUCCUGCUGCAGCUCAACAGCCAACAGGAGGUUCCGGUGGAGGCUCUGCUCCAGGCCACCAGCCUAUCAGCUGCUGUCCUGCUUCACGCUCUGCUGCCUCUCAUCAGUGACGGAGGACCUCUGACCUGCAGCCUGCCUGAGGAGCCUCUCCAGGGUGUCUUGCAGGUGAACCAGCAGGUGGCGUCUCUCAGUGUGGACGGUGUCCCCGCGUCCGUCCAGCUGCUGCCCAGACAGACAUACCUGAACGUGGACGAGGAUGCCGCCGGCACACUGGAGAGGAAGAGGAACUACAUCUACUGUCUGAUCGUCCACAUCAUGAAGCGGGAGAAGGAGAUGCACGUCGACAACCUCGUCUUCAAGGUGCUGGACUCGUGUCAGAGACAGGAAGCGUCUCGCCCUCGGGGUGCCAGGCGCUUCGGCUGCAGCACCAGCGACGUGCUCUCCUGCAUCGUGCACGUCAUCGGUAAAGGCUGCAUCCGCCGCAAUGAGGAGAACCCGCACAUCGUGGAGUACCUGCCGGAGGAUCCGUCCACGCCGCAGAAGGGCCAGGCCCAGUUCUCCUUCAGCCAGACCGAUAUCAGGAAGGAGGACGACGGGGCCGACAUCAGUCUGAUUUCAACACCUCGGCGGUUCGAGGACGGCGUCUUGGACGCGGUUCUCUUCUCGAUGGGUCGUACGAUGACGCAGGAGGAAGUCCGUCAGCUGAUGCAGAGGACUGUCCUACAGGUAUCGGGGACUCUGAGUCUGGACCUGGACCGAGCUGAACACCUGCUGGUCUACUGUAAGUGGAAUGUGGACCUCCUGGUUCAGCGCUACACCGACGACCCCGACGCCGUCGUCACGGCCGCCGGACUCGAGAGCAGGAACCCUCAGCCGCCUUCAAGCUCCGCCCCCACCUGCCCGGUCUGCCUGGGCCCCGCCCCCCCCGCCAAGGAGCCAGGGCCCUCGCUGAGCUGCAUGCACUACUGCUGCAGGUCGUGCUGGCAGGAGUACCUGACAGCGAGGAUCGAACAGAACCUGGUGAUGAACUGUAACUGUCCAAUCACAGACUGCCAGGCUCAGCCCACCUCACUGUUCUUCCUCAGCAUCCUCACCGACAAGGACACCGUCGCCAAGUAUGAGAGUGCCUUGCUCAGAGGCUACGUGGAGUGCUGCUCUAACCUGACGUGGUGCACCAACCCUCAGGGCUGUGAUCAGAUCCUGUGUAAGGAGAAUAUGGGCAGCAUGGGGACCUGCUCCAGGUGCUGCUGGUCCUCCUGCUUCAGCUGCAACUUCCCCGAGGCCCACUACCCAGCCAGCUGCAGCCACAUGUCCCAGUGGAUGGAUGAUGGAGGUUAUUAUGAAGGCAUGACUAUGGAGGCUCAGAGCAAACACCUCGCCAAGCUCAUCUCCAAACGCUGCCCCAGCUGCCAGGCUCAGAUCGAGAAGAACGAAGGCUGCCUACAUAUGACCUGUGCCAAGUGUAACCACGGCUUCUGCUGGCGAUGUCUGAAACCCUGGAAACCGACUCACAAAGAUUACUACAACUGCUCCGCUAUGGUGAGUAAAGCAGCGCGGCAGGAGAAGAAGUUCCAGGAUUAUAAUGAUCGAUGCACCUUCCACCACCAGGCCAAGGAUUUUGCGAUCAACCUGGAGAACAAAGUGUCGUCCAUUAAUGAAGGUCUGCAGAUGAAGUCUUUGACAUUCGUCAUCGACGCCUGUAAAGUCCUCGCUCAGGCUCGUAAGGUGCUGGCCUACUCCUGCGUCUACAGCUACUACAACCAGGAGACGGAGAAGAUGGAUGUGAUGGAGCAGCAGACGGAGGCUCUGGACCUGCACACCAACGCCCUGCAGAUCCUGCUGGAGGAGACUCUGCUGCAGUGCACUGACCUGGCCUCAUGUGUCCGGCUGCUGAAACCGGAACACUUGAACACGGGACUGGAACUGAUCCGGCGCAUCCAGGAGCGCCUGCUGGCCAUUCUGCAGCACUCCACCCAGGACUUCAGGGUGGGUUAUCAGUCCAAGAGCAGCCAGGAACCAGAAUCCACUCAGAACUCCAACCUGUCCAACAACAAGGACGCCAACAAAGUGUCGAAGGCGGACCGAGCGUCGGAGUCCGGAGACUCGGACAACAACAACAACGGCGGUGAGGGCCGUGAGGAGAACGAGGACGACGAGUACGACGUAGAGUACGUCCCCGAGUGGCACGAAGACUACGACGAGGACGACAUCGACGAGGACGACUUCUUCUCCGACGACGACGAGUCCGAGAACCUGGAGAGAGACUUCAGCCCCUUCGACUGAACCGGGGUCCAGAGAGAGAGAGGGGGAGGAGCUACAACACAGCCACACCCCCUCACCUGAGAGCCUCACCUGAACCCCCCCCUCCCACCGCCAACACUGCUGCACUCACUUCCCACUUCCUGUAUUUCACCUUCUGUGUUUUCAUAAAAUCAAAGUACGGAACGAGACGAGGGUCAUAUGAAGAAAAAACUGUUCUGAGUUUAAUAUUUAAAUUCUGGAGAGAAACAAAUCUUAGUUUAGUCUUUAAAUUAUGUCAAUAAAUUAUAAAUACUUACUCAAUUCUGACAUGAAAGUCAUGAUAUUAGUUCUGUUUAAUUUUAUUUUUAAAAUCUGUGUAAACAGAUAAAACACGGUCUAAAACCAGUUUAAACAGUUUGAAACCAGUUAGAACCUGUUAGAACGGGGAGAUUCUUACUUUUGGGACAGUUUGGAUUUAAAAUGGCAGAACUGAUUUUAUAGAUCGGAGAACAUUUCUUUUCCUCCUCGUGGUCUCUUCUGGAUCUGGACCCGAUGAUGAAGGAUCUUCUGUUGCUUUGUUUGUUUCCUGCUGCUGAUCAAAGGGAUUAUUGUUCUAAAGAUGUUGUUUCACGCUCUGCCUUCAUUUAUUUUUAUGACGACAGUAAAGACUAAACGUUUUUUUACGUGUUUGGGGAAUCGGAUGUUUCUAAGGAACCUGAUCCGAUCUCUGAAGUAUCACUGCAAUAACCGAUCAAUCCAUCCAGCUCAGAUGGGGGUCUGGUCUGAGUCCAGGACUCUGAGAUGGGGGUCUGGUCUGAGUCCAGCUGGUAUCGGCUUCCUGUUUAUUGAUGUUCUAAAAUGUUCUUCUGGUUUCAGCAUCAAACUAAAUAAAAGCUUUUUCUGCUGCAAAA
Molecule: messenger RNA, 4649 nt
Organism: Anarrhichthys ocellatus (wolf-eel)
Lineage: Eukaryota; Metazoa; Chordata; Actinopteri; Perciformes; Anarhichadidae
Product: cullin-9
Exons: 25
Molecular function (GO): zinc ion binding
Source: RefSeq, a predicted model, not a curated record